Phragmites australis (common reed) is the source of this 1295-nucleotide messenger RNA. Its product is annotated as aquaporin PIP2-4-like. The record is from RefSeq and is a predicted model, not a curated record. Gene Ontology annotation, biological process: transmembrane transport. The transcript has 4 exons. Gene Ontology annotation, molecular function: water channel activity. Lineage: Eukaryota; Viridiplantae; Streptophyta; Magnoliopsida; Poales; Poaceae. The coding region runs from base 79 to 945 and encodes 288 amino acids. Gene Ontology annotation, cellular component: plasma membrane.
CUCCCAUCUUCUCACACCACACGAGCUAGCAGCAGCAAGCGCAUAACCUGAGCUAAGCUUCAGAGCAAUUGGGUUGGCAUGGCGAAGGACAUCGAGGCUUCGGGGCCCGAGGCAGGCGAGCUCUCGGCCAAGGACUACACGGACCCGCCCCCGGCGCCGCUCAUCGACGCGGAGGAGCUGACCAAGUGGUCGCUGUACCGCGCGGUGAUCGCCGAGUUCAUCGCCACGCUGCUCUUCCUCUACAUCACGGUGGCCACCGUCAUCGGGUACAAGCACCAGACGGACGCGUCGGCGUCGGGCGCCGACGCGGCGUGCGGCGGCGUGGGCAUCCUCGGCAUCGCCUGGGCCUUCGGCGGCAUGAUCUUCAUCCUCGUCUACUGCACCGCCGGCGUCUCAGGUGGGCACAUCAACCCGGCGGUGACCUUCGGCCUGUUCCUCGCGAGGAAGGUGUCGCUGGUGCGCGCGCUGCUGUACAUCAUCGCGCAGUGCCUGGGCGCCAUCUGCGGCGUGGGGCUCGUCAAGGGCUUCCAGAGCGCAUACUACGUACGCUACGGCGGCGGCGCCAACGAGCUCAGCGUCGGCUACUCCAAGGGCACCGGCCUUGCCGCCGAGAUCAUCGGCACCUUCGUGCUUGUCUACACCGUCUUCUCCGCCACCGACCCCAAGCGCAGCGCCCGUGACUCCCACGUCCCGGUGCUGGCUCCUCUCCCAAUCGGGUUCGCGGUGUUCAUGGUGCACCUGGCCACCAUUCCCAUCACCGGCACUGGCAUCAAUCCGGCGAGGAGCUUGGGAGCCGCGGUCAUCUACAACAAGAACGACGCCUGGAAGGACCACUGGAUCUUCUGGGUGGGCCCACUGAUCGGCGCCGCCAUCGCCGCUGCCUACCACCAGUACGUGCUGAGGGCCAGCGCCACUAAGUUCGGCUCCUACCGGAGCAACGCCUAAGUCCGGCGGCCGGACACGCGAGGGGGUAACCGAAGUGUAGAUACGCCCACAAGCAACGCCCGCCUCUCCAGUACAUGCACUGUUCGAUCCAGAUCCAUCUCUCUCGGUCGUCCUGCUCGUGGAUUCUGCCACGUUUUUAGUCGUCGUCGUGCAUAUGCGGUCUCCGCGCCGUGUAUCGAUGUGUUCCGGAGUCCGCCGUCGUCACGUUUCCUUGCUGUUAUUGCUUCUUCUUCGAAAAAAAUAAUGUGAUCUUUCUUCACUUCCUGUAUGUAUCGCAAAUGGAGAAUUUCGAUAACGAAUUAUGUGAGGUUUAUUUAACAUUUAUGAAGUAAUACUUGCAUGUUUAUAGA